UGCAAGUUGGCAGGAAGAACUCGAGAGACGAAGUAAAUGAUGUCAACGCGGGAAUGAGCCUUUCCGUCUGAUCACAGCAAGGCCUUUUAUAACCCGUCGACUCCCUGAUAUUUGUAGUAAUAGUCCUGUGGGAUAGUCUCAUUAAUGAUAUUCUCGAUAUCAGUGGUGUUCGUUGUGUGGGCUCCGUCCUUUAAGGCGCAUUGCAGCUUUGCGCAAGGACUCCAGUGUUCCUCUGCAGCAUCCGGAGGAGUCCAGAUCCUGCUGGCUGUUUGACCAGUGCUCAAGAGACAUGGAGAAUCUGAUCCAGAUCUCUCCCUCGCUACACGGCUGAGGUGGAUCUGAGUCAGGAGGACCAUGCUCUACUCAGAGCGUGUGGUGGUGGAGGAAUGGCUUUCAGAGUUCAAGGCGUUACGUGAUGAGCAAAUCCACAGCUAUGCUGGCAGUCUGCGUCUGAAGAAAGCUCUGGUACCUGCACUGUAUGCUGUUAUACAGGAACAUCCCAGCAGUGAGCUGCUAGCUCCGGUGUGUCACCAGUUGUUUGAGUUGUACCGGAGUUCAGAGAAGGGACUGCGUCACUUUACCCUGCAGUUCCUGCCUGAACUCAUAUGGGUGUAUUUGCGUAUUUCGGCCAGUAGAGAGCGGUAUCGCAAUGGCUGUGUGGAAGCACUGCUUUUGGGGAUCUAUAACCUGGAAAUUGUGGACAGUAAAGGAAAUGGCAAGCUGUUGUCAUUCACCAUACCAUCCCUCUCCAAGCCCUCAAUAUACCAUGAGCCGUCCAGUCUGGGUGCCAUGGUGUUAACCGAGGGAGCCCUGAACCAGCACGACCUCAUCCGAAUGGUCUACAGCGGCCUGCUUUCUCAGAGAGAGACGUUCACCUCACAGAACAGAUUUGAGGUGCUGUCUUUUCUAAUGCUCUGCUACAACUCAGCCGUGGUCUAUAUGCCUGCGUCCUCCCACCAAUCCGUUUGCAGAAUGAGCACACGGCUGUGUGUGAGUGGUUACCUACGGCAGCAGCAGAAGUCGUGGAAGGAGCCAUGUAACCGUGUGCGUUUAGAGCCAGAGUUUAUGGUGCAGAUGCUGACUGCAGUUUAUCAUGCCAUUUAUAAUGGGCAGUGGGAUCUGGGGAGGGAAGCGUUGGACGAUAUCCUCUACCGAGCACAGCUAGACCUGCAUGCCCAGCCAUUACUGGUGGCAAAUGCAAUUAGUCGUUCACUUCCAUCCCGGCCUCCGGAGGGCUCAAGGAACCUUCUUGAAGUUGAAGUAACACCUGCUGGUAGAUGUGUCUCACAGGCAGCUGUCACUGCCGCCUCCAUUCGCCGACUUCGCUGGAAACGAGAGGAUUGUUUUGAUUUCUCAACCACGACCGAAUUCUACGCCUCCAUCAUCCCCAGCCGAUACACUCCCCUGGAGAAACCAACCAAUCCUGUACCAUGUGGGCGGAUAAAGUGCAUCAUUCACCUUACUUUGCAAGGGGGUAGGCGGGGCUCAGGAAGAGCUUACCUUUUAGAGAAACCAGACAUCAAGCUCUAACCUGUUCGAUCAUAGAAAGUGUUUAUUGGCCUAAAUAUUAGACCGAACACCCCUCAGUGCAUGUAAGACCCCAAUGUACAUGUGACCAGUGGUUGAUCUACGCAGACUUUUAACAUGUAUCCAUUGCAGAUUCCUUGGUUAUGUCAGAACUAGCAUUGUAUUGUGAUAAUUUGUGCUUGAUUAUUGUUUUAAGAUCAUUUUAUAGUGCUUGCUAGACCAGUAGUCUGCUACUUCUACUCCUUUGCACAGAACUGUGCAAUUAAUUUAAACUGCUUAAUGUACAGACUCCUUUCAAACUUUGUUUUGUAGCAUGCUGUUUUUUUUUUGUUUUUUUACAUUUACCUACAUUGAUCAAAUGUUUAGCAUUCAUUGUGUGUUGAUCUUUAUCAGCAUUUGUGGUAUAACCUCCUGAGGCCCGAGCAUGACUGCCUUGUGAAUUUGCUAUUUCCCUUUUUUACUUGUAACUAGCAGUACCUAAUAAACAUGAAGAAAAUAGUUUUCAUAAAAAUUGAUGGCAACAUAUGUGGACAGUGGGACUAAGUAAUAAUAACAAGCUAUAGAAAGUCAAAAAGUUUGUUUCCAAGAGUGUUGAUUAUGUAUGUUUUUGAGACGUUACAGACAUUACAUCAUAAAUUAUCAUAAUUCAUUCAGAUUCAAAGUAAUGUCCAGCAUCAUCCAAUCACUGCCAACCAUGUUAAAAUAAAAUGAUACAUUAUAAAUUGUGAAUCUAUGUACUGAUUAUCAUUGUCACAUGUCUGUCAAACAUGUUGAGUGAUCCAAACAUCAUCUGCAGCCUGAAACUGAACUUUUGAUCAGAUUUUAGGAGUGAAUGCACUUAACUGCAUAGAGAGCUAUAGGAUGCUCCCUUGCUCCCUAUUUAGUGAAUGACUUAACCUCCAGUGUGCUGUCUGUCUGCACUGGUCUCAGAACAGUUUGAAAUGCACCUUAUUUUUAUCCUAACUCAAUAUAAGCCUCUGAAAGCAACAUUUUCCAGUUUUUGGAUGAACCCAUUGAUUCCCAAUGUGAAAGUGCACAGUAAAUAAGCGCAUUUUCCCUUAGAAAGCCCAUAAGUACACAUUAGUGUACAUUGUUUUAGCAGCGUAGCUUCACGAUAAAUUGCUCAAAUUUAAAAAAUGGCAUAUCUGAUGAAACUAGAGACUCUAAUCUUUUGACUCAAACAGGUUUCAAUGUAAAAGCUUAAUUAGGUUUCUUAGUAGAUGUAGUUUUGUUGGCAUUUCUCCCAAAGACAAACUUGCUGUGAUCGACACCAGGUUGUUUUGUCACAUGACUCGUGCAUCGAUAGUUUAACCCUUUACUGACAGCACAGAGUCUCCUGAACUGAGAUCAGUUGGUUUAAAUGAAAUAAAAUUAUGCGACGCAUAUAGCAAAGCCAAAAUACAACAUCCACGCAUUUGUAUGUGGGGUCCAAUGAGGAUGAUGUUGAUUACCACAACAAAUAUUGUCAAUUCGUCCCUCCUUUUCAUAAAAAAUAAAUAAAAAAUUGAAGUUACAUUGAGACACUUACAAUGGAAGUGAAUGGGGCCAAUUUUUGGAGGGUUUAAAAGGCAGAAAUGUGACGCUUAUCAUUUUGUAGAAGUACUUACAUUAAUUCUUCUGGUAAUGCUCAUGUAUUAUUUGAGCCGUAAAUUACGGUCGAUUUAGGGUUUACGCCGUUACGUUGUCAUGGGAACGAAGUUGUAAAAUUGCAUAUAGCUUUACACAGAAAAGUUUAGUAAGUGAUUUUAUCACACUAAAAUUAUGUUAACACACAUUGUUUGCAUCUUGUGGCUAUACUUUUGAAACAGUGAGGUUUUUUUAUUUAUUUUUUUUAUCCCCUUUUCUCCCAAUUUGGAAUGCCCAAUUCCCACUACUUAGUAGGUCCUCGUGGUGGUGCGGUUACUCACCUCAAUCCGGGUGGCAGAGACAAGUCUCAGUUGCCUCCGCUUCUGAGACCGUCAAUCCGCGCAUCUUAUCACGUGACACGUUGUGCAUGACACCGCGGAGACUCGCAGCAUGUGGAGGCUCAUGCUACUCUCUGCGAUCCAUGCACAACUUACCACACACCCCAUUGAGAGCGAGAACCACUAAUCGCGACCACGAGGAGGUUACCCCAUGUGACUCUACCCUCCCUAGCAACCGGGACAAUUUGGUUGCUUAGGAGACCUGGCUGGAGUCACUCAGCACACCCUGGAUUCGAACUCGCGACUCCAGGGGUGGUAGUCAGCGUCAAUACUCACUGAGCUACCCAGACCCCCAAAACAGUGAGUAUUUUAAUGUUUACGAAUUGACCCCCAUUGAAAGUGCCUUACUGUAACCCAGAUUUGUGCUUUUUUUUUUUUUUUUUUUUUUUUAUAGAAAAGUCUAAAUUAAUGUUUGUGGUAAUCAACAUUAUGCCACAAAUGCUGUUGAUUUACUAGUAUCAAAUCCGGAAUAUUCCUUUUAAUCCUGCUUUCUCUGCCUAAUUUUUCCUUUCUGCCACUCU
Molecule: messenger RNA, 4012 nt
Organism: Myxocyprinus asiaticus (Chinese sucker)
Lineage: Eukaryota; Metazoa; Chordata; Actinopteri; Cypriniformes; Catostomidae
Product: protein FAM126B
Exons: 12
Coding region: 355-1530 (391 amino acids)
Biological process (GO): phosphatidylinositol phosphate biosynthetic process; protein localization to plasma membrane
Cellular component (GO): plasma membrane
Source: RefSeq, a predicted model, not a curated record